GUCCAAGCUGACCCAGAUCGUGGUGGACGUGUCUGCCGGGCCCCACAAGGACCGGACGGUGGUGUUCCUGGGCUCGGAGGACGGGCGGGUCCUGAAGGUUUUGGCGAGCACGCAUCCCAACGACAGCUUUGGAUCCAAGCUGCUCGAGGACAUCAGCGUGUACAACCCGUCCAGGUGUAACGUUCAGGGACAGGAGGACAGGAGAGUUCUGGGCCUGGAGCUGGAUAAAGACCACCACGCUGUGUUCGUGGCGUUCAGCAGCUGCGUGAUCAGAGUCCCGCUGAGCCGCUGCACGCAGCACGCCGCCUGCAGGAG
This is a messenger RNA of Etheostoma cragini (Arkansas darter), 315 nucleotides long. RefSeq names its product semaphorin-6D-like. The annotation marks the transcript as partial. The transcript has 2 exons. Gene Ontology annotation, molecular function: semaphorin receptor binding; chemorepellent activity. Gene Ontology annotation, biological process: axon guidance; positive regulation of cell migration; negative regulation of axon extension involved in axon guidance. The record is from RefSeq and is a predicted model, not a curated record. Lineage: Eukaryota; Metazoa; Chordata; Actinopteri; Perciformes; Percidae.